Priceomyces carsonii is the source of this 984-nucleotide messenger RNA. Its product is annotated as mitochondrial 37S ribosomal protein uS5m. The transcript has a single exon. Gene Ontology annotation, cellular component: ribosome. Gene Ontology annotation, biological process: translation. Lineage: Eukaryota; Fungi; Ascomycota; Pichiomycetes; Serinales; Debaryomycetaceae. Gene Ontology annotation, molecular function: RNA binding; structural constituent of ribosome. The coding region runs from base 1 to 984 and encodes 327 amino acids. The record is from RefSeq and is a predicted model, not a curated record.
AUGUUGAGAGGAGCUCCUGGUUUAAGACGAUCUUGCAAUAUCUUUGUGAGGUCCUUUUCAUCGAGGUCAAGCUUUUUGUGGGCAGAGCAUGACAAAGUGAAGUCGCAUCUUGACUAUUUGUCCAAGUUCUACUCUCCAGAAUUAUUGCAAAGCAUAAAAAUCACGGAAUCAUUGAUAGAUCCCAAGACAAUAUUGGAAUUGAAGAAAAAGGGAGACAAGGUAAAAUCAACCGUUGCACCAGCUGAUCCAUCAUCAGAUUAUUCUAUGACAGAUCCAAAAUGGGACGAACCCAUAAUCUUCCCAAAUCAGGCUGAGGGUCACUCUCCCUACCCUAAAAUUCCUCAGAUUCAAGCAGCUGACAGAACGGAUUUAGUAUUACGUUUCAAAGCGAAUGCUGAUAGCAAGAGACCCUUGUCGGCGUUGAAGGGUAGAAGAGAACUAGCUGAAGGAUUGGCUAAAUUGACUGGCUUGGAUCAAAGAUACAUAUCGGGACUUUAUGUACGUCCCAUAGUCAUGAAGCGUGUUUCCUGUCAGACAUCUAAGGGUAAGAUUCCAAACUUUUAUGCAUUAACUGUUGUUGGUGAUAAGAAUGGUAUGAUUGGUUUGGGAGAGGGAAAAUCUCGAGACGGUAUGAGAACUGCAUUAAUGAAAGCCCACUGGAAUGCUGUCAAAAAUUUGACUCCAAUCCCGAGAUAUGAGAAUAGAACUAUUGUUGGUGAUAUUGAGUAUAAAUUUCAUGCCGUGAAGCUUUUUAUUAAAUCGGCCCCUUCUGGUUUUGGUUUAAGAGUCAACCCUAAUAUCUUCGAAGUUUGUCAAGCUGCAGGAAUCAAGGAUUUAAGAGGAAAGAUCUACAAAUCAAGAAAUCCCAUGAAUGUUACUAAGGGCUUCGUAGCAGCUUUGACGAAACAGAGAUCCUUGGAAGAUCUUGCCAUUGGAAGAGGCAAGAAGCUUGUGGAUUUGAGGAAAGUAUAUUAUUCUGCUUAA